AACGUUGCAGUGAAAAUGUGCUCAUUUUAUUGGUGCAUUGGUGUUCUGUUCUUCGCUGGUUUCGCCACCGGAGAAAUUAAAAAUAAAGGAUGGUGGAAAAAUACCGUAUUUUAUCAAGUAUAUCCACGCAGUUUUAUGGAUUCUAAUGACGAUGGGACUGGAGAUUUGAAAGGAAUAACAAGCAAGCUCCAGCAUUUCAAAGACUCAGGCAUAGGAGCAGUAUGGUUAUCUCCAAUUUAUGCGAGUCCUAUGAUUGACAAUGGUUACGAUAUUUCUGACUUCCGCCAAGUGGAUAGCAUGUUCGGAACAAUGGCUGAUCUAGAAGAACUAGUAAAACAAGCCAAAAAACUUGGUAUUAAAAUUAUAUUGGAUUUGGUGCCUAACCAUACAUCUGACCAACAUAAAUGGUUUCAAGAUGAAAACACGAAAUACGAUUAUUACAUAUGGAAUAAAGGAAAAGAUAAUCAAAAACCUCCUAACAAUUGGCUAAGUGUGUUUGGUAACUCUGCGUGGACCUUACAUUCGAAAAUAGAUUUGUGGUAUUUUCAUCAAUUUUACGAGCAACAGCCUGAUUUGAAUUAUAAUAAUCCUAAUGUGCAAAAAGAGAUGGAGGAUGUUAUUAAAUUUUGGCUUGACAAAGGUAUCGAUGGGUUCCGAAUUGAUGCCGUUCCUCAUAUCUAUGAACGUAAUGACUUAUUAGAUGAACCAGAGUCGAAAAUUCCUGGAGUAAAAGAAAAUGAAUACGAUUAUUUACUCCACAUUUACACAAAAGACGAUCCUCGUACUUAUACGCUUAUUCGUAAAUGGCGACAGUUAUUGGAUGAUUAUGCCGAUAAAAACAAUUUGGAUGAAAAGGUUAUAUUAACCGAAGCCUACACAAAUUUAGAAAAUACUACACAAUAUUAUAACUUUGGAUCGCACGUGCCCUUCAACUUCAAUUUUAUCAUGAACGUUAAUAACAAAUCACAUCCGGCAGACUUUAAAAAAGUCAUAGAUGACUGGAUUUCUCACACUCCAGAAAAUGAAACUGCUAAUUGGGUGAUGGGCAACCACGAUCGUAGUCGCACUGCUACGAGAUAUGCCGGUAGAGCUGAUCAGAUGACGAUGUUAGCAAUGAUAUUGCCUGGCAUCGCGGUUACUUAUAAUGGCGAGGAAAUUGCUAUGGAGGAUAAUCCAGAACUUAUCUGUGAAGAAAAAGCCAAGGAGGAGGCGGACCCGCAAGCAAACAAGUGCGACUUUCGUGAUCCCGCUAGGACACCAUUUCAAUGGGAUGAUACAAAAAAUGCCGGUUUCAGUAAAUCUAAUACGACGUGGUUACCAGUACACAAAAAUUAUAAAUCCUUAAAUCUAGCUAAUCAGAAGAUAGCUUUAAAUAGUCAUUAUAAGCUGUAUCAAAAAUUAACUCAACUGCGAAGUACAUCAGACGCUUUGAAGAAAGGGAAGUUGCAAACUGAAGUAUUAAAUGAUGGAAAAGUGCUGGUUGUUAUACGUGAUUAUAACGAUAAAAAGGAAAUUGUCAUUCUUCUAAUAAAUUUUUCGGAUGACCAACCUCAAUCAGUAGAUAUUAAAAAGUAUACAUCUAUGGAACACCACGAUACCAACAUCUAUGUGUCUAGCAUUGGAUCGGAAAUUGGUUGGAAUUCAACGGUUACUGGUCUGAAACUGACCUUACCAGGGAAAGCUUCUGUAGUGGUGCAAACUGUCGUUGGUAACACUGGUGGAAAUAACAAUGGGACUGAAACUGGUAAAGGAACUGGCACUAAAACUACAUCAAAUGCUGCAAAGACAGUCAUUGUAACGAGUUUACUUAUGUUUAUUAAAUUGAGAUAGUUCAAUUUAAUUCAUAAGUGAAAUUUAUUAAAUAUUAAAAAUAUUUGCAUUUUUCUUAGUAAAAAAUAAUGCAGUAAGUGAUUAAAUACCACGAAAAAUCAAGUUCAAAUACAUUUAAUAAGAUAAAUUGUAAUAUAAUCUGUAAUCAAUAAAGCAAUUAUUGAUUACAGAAAGCGGGUAAAAAUAGAACAUAAUUAUUUUAAUGAUGGUAUCAUGGAAAUUGCACGAUGGUGGCCUAUAUUCCUCAUGGGAUUUAUUACGUAACAUGCAAAACUGAGAAUUUACGAUAAUUCACUUUUGCGAUUUCGAAGACAUUCAUUAUCUACGCGUUAAAACAAUUAAUAUAUAUUACAUUUUUAUAUUGAUAAGAAUCAUAUAGCUUUUUCUCUUUUUGAAAAAGCACGCGUUCAUUCCACGAUAAUCGCACAUGUUUUGUAACUCUUAAUAAACUAACCUAAUAAAAAUAUUUCGAGAAUAGAUAUUUUACGGCCAAUUCAGAUCAUGUUACUUCUAUAAAAAAAGAUAUACUUACGCAAGAAAUUUAUUCCAUUAAUUAUUGAAACUCACCUGAAACAGAAAAUAUAAAAAAUAUAUUAAAAAUAGUUUCUUUAAAAAAGGCAGUAUAAUAGAUAUAAGUAUUCAUUAUUCUCGAUCUAUGUAUU
Phymastichus coffea is the source of this 2492-nucleotide messenger RNA. RefSeq names its product maltase 2-like. The record is from RefSeq and is a predicted model, not a curated record. Gene Ontology annotation, biological process: carbohydrate metabolic process. The transcript has 8 exons. Lineage: Eukaryota; Metazoa; Arthropoda; Insecta; Hymenoptera; Eulophidae. The coding region runs from base 16 to 1830 and encodes 604 amino acids.